Molecule: messenger RNA, 1517 nt
Organism: Schistocerca americana (American grasshopper)
Lineage: Eukaryota; Metazoa; Arthropoda; Insecta; Orthoptera; Acrididae
Exons: 6
Coding region: 165-1025 (286 amino acids)
Source: RefSeq, a predicted model, not a curated record
GCGAAUGCUGGCUUGUACAAGGAGUCUCUUGGAAUUCUCUGUACGCCUUAGAAGAGCAGUGUUCCAGCUAGCGUCCACAGCUCAGUCUUCUAGUUUGCUUCGUGAGUAGGUGGCGACAAUAGAAUCCAAGUUCCUCUCUGCAGAGUUAACUACCGACCACCGACAUGGACGGUAGCGACGGUGAGAAACCGAAUGGUAGUGAGCUGAACUCUGGCAACAAUGAAGAAGCAACGUCAGAAGAACUUGCUAUGAUAGUGGAUUCCUUAAAUGCUGUGAACAGAGACGCAGAUAAUCCAGCACAAGAUGAAGGCGUCGAGAUGAUUAGCCUCGAAAAGAACUCGUGGGCGGUGAACGACAGCGACAACGAACGGCAAAGGAGAAGGUCAGAUACACUGCCGCUCGCGGAUGCAGAAUGGCAGUGCAGAAAUGGUUCUGAUGAUACAGCUGGGCAUCACACGGACGCAGAAGCAACACAAGCAGAAUCGUUUCAGAGCAACUUACCAGUCAGAAAACCAAAGAGUGUUGCAGUGAUGGUACUUCUAUGCAAGUGUUGCUGUGGGUCCUACCUCUUGACUGGCACCAUCAUCAUUUCUGCCUUCUGUGCGGUUUUGUGCCUUGUGCAGAUAGCAUUAGCGUACACUUCGCGCACCACUGAUAUUGAUAUGCUAAAGCCAGUUAUUUUGACAAACAUUUUUAUAGGCUUCGUGCUGUCCAUUAUCCGUAUUGUCUGUAGCAUACUUCUCCUCAUUGGAGCCAUUCAGAAGAAGGCUGGCAUGCUUCUUCCAUGGAUGGCUGUGGAAACCGUCGUGGAUGUAGGAACGGCUGUAGUAGGCAUUAUCUCAUGCAUUGUUUAUUUCCCGCAUGACGACACGGCUAUCUUCGGCUCUAUUGAGUAUGCUUUUACCGUCAUCUAUGUGUUGCUGGGUGGGUACUUCCUCGUAGUUGUCUACAGCUACUACCAGACUCUCUGCACCAACUCAGGUUCUGUCAGGCUUUUAGAGGACAGCGAGACUGCAGAGACUUGAAGAAAGGUGACUAGAGUUGGCAGCUUUAUUCGCCAUUACUUAUGUGAAAUGUGCCACUGAUGUAAUUACUACUGACUCUGAUUCUUACUUAUCGAUACAUCUGUCAAUGUUGAAGGAACUAAAGUUAUCAGCUCUCACUUCUGUUUUAGACAGUGCGUCUAGAAUCCAGGCUCAACGUUUAUAAUGAAUAGUGUCUAUAUUUCAGAAGCCAUAUAUUUCUGACGCAACUUGACCUUUCCAUUCUCACAAACAGAGAAUUGCAUAACUAAUCCCAGAUAGCACAGAAGUGUACAAGUAUUAAUUUUACACCUUUUUCAUAGAAAUUCGUAUAUAUCGUCCUCAACUGUUGCUUCUAGCAAAGGGUGGUUCUCUAUGUGCUGUUCAAUGAACUCAGAAAAAACUUAACUAUUUACUUCCAUUACGGUAAUUUCUACUACUGCAUUUCCAUUUUUGUAAGUGACUGAUGUACUUUGUAGCACAAAAUGUGAAAUG